AGCUAUAUGUCUGUGCAAGUAAAUUUUAAAAUAAGGGCAUCAUGGAUAGUGGCUGUUCCGCGUCCUCGCCCUCUGAAUUGAGCAAUGCUUCCGCUACCUCCGGUGGAAGCGGCGGCGAUGGCGGCGCUUCCAAGUUCCUUGCCAACCUCCCCUCUCGCGGCAACUUCUCCUCGACCGUUCUCUCCUCUUGCUUGGGAGGGGCACGUGUUUACAUUUGUUAUCGUGAUACAUCACCUCCAGAUAACCAGGUUAUAAGAACAAACCAGACGAAUAUACUGAUCAGAUCUCUUAUGCUUAUGAAACAAAAGGGUGAUUCGGGUUCAAAAGAUGGGAAAGGAGCUGGUUCAAGUCAGGGCUCAAGAAAAAGGGCUGCUGAGAAAUCUUUGGAUGGUAAAGAUGUUGGAAAGAAAGCAAUGUUUAGCACUCAGCAUGGUUCUUCUCAAGAACUGCAGAGCUUGACAGUAGAUAAACUUCGUGCUCUGCUUAGAGAUAAAGGGCUUUCAGCGACAGGGAGAAAGGACGAGUUGAUUGCUCGCUUAAGAGGUGUGAAUGGCUAGGCUCUAGCAUUGUUAAGUUGAGAGAUUAAUUACUUUUCAACUCUGUAGAAAUAUUUUGAACUGCAUCAAUAUCAUUGUGUUUUUGAAACGGAUAUUAAGUCUUAUCUUCUGUACUGCAAUUUGGACUGUUGUGGCUUGAUUCUAAGAAACUUGUCUCCCUAAGAUGGGGCUUUGGAUUAUAA
Messenger RNA from Salvia splendens (bonfire salvia), 739 nucleotides. RefSeq lists its product as uncharacterized. The coding region runs from base 42 to 557 and encodes 171 amino acids. The record is from RefSeq and is a predicted model, not a curated record. Gene Ontology annotation, cellular component: Cul4-RING E3 ubiquitin ligase complex. Gene Ontology annotation, biological process: positive regulation of proteasomal ubiquitin-dependent protein catabolic process. The transcript has 6 exons. NCBI's taxonomy places the organism in Eukaryota, Viridiplantae, Streptophyta, Magnoliopsida, Lamiales, Lamiaceae.